Molecule: messenger RNA, 654 nt
Organism: Protomyces lactucae-debilis
Lineage: Eukaryota; Fungi; Ascomycota; Taphrinomycetes; Taphrinales; Protomycetaceae
Product: CTD kinase subunit gamma CTK3-domain-containing protein
Exons: 3
Biological process (GO): positive regulation of transcription by RNA polymerase I; positive regulation of DNA-templated transcription, elongation
Cellular component (GO): CTDK-1 complex
Source: RefSeq, a predicted model, not a curated record
GGGCGCAUGCAGUUCCUGGACCUGCUCAAGCGAUUGCAGGCAUCACAGGCAUCGCAGCUCAAGACUGCACAGUUUGCUCUUAGGCACAAGAGCUUUGAUGAGGAUCUCUUCUCAUGUAUCCUGGAAGAGUUGGAAAUGGCGACAACGUCCUUCAAUGUCAAAAUCAACAUCUUGUUCUUCCUCGAGACUCUAUGCGAAGUAGCAAAGCGAUCCGGUCAUGAAGCCUACAUUCAUAUGGUCCAGCGGGAUCUUACCCAGGUCAUCCAAGCUGUUGCUCCGUCUGGUCUUCAAGGAACGGCCAAUGUUGCGCAAACACGCGUGUUUCUGCGCAAGAUGAAGGAGAAGAAGUUCAUCGACGAGGAAGUCUACACGCAGCACGAGGAGAAACUGCAAGCUCGGGAAGAAGCAGGCCAAGUUCCAUCAAGCGAGUCGGCCGCGACGGAGGACAUCAAGAUAUCAAGAGAAGACAUCCUGCGUCGGAUAGAGGAAGAUCGAGAGCGUCACAAGCGGCUCCGUGAGUUUCUCUGGCUUGUUCCAGCCGGAGACCCGCAGCUAGAGUUCAGCGAUGCCUGGGAGGCAACGAGCGAUCUCAACGACGAUGAUCAGGCCACGAUGCGCGACGAGCUGGCCUUGUGUGCCAGCAGCCAGUCUUGA